Molecule: messenger RNA, 375 nt
Organism: Eucalyptus grandis
Lineage: Eukaryota; Viridiplantae; Streptophyta; Magnoliopsida; Myrtales; Myrtaceae
Product: antifungal protein ginkbilobin-like protein
Exons: 1
Coding region: 1-375 (124 amino acids)
Source: RefSeq, a predicted model, not a curated record
AUGGUAGUCGGACUUUCGUGUGUUUAUGACUCCGUGAGUGGAGAACCAAACACAGAUAUCGUCGACAGAGUCUGCAAUGGGGACAAGUUUGGCCCGUCCAGUCCUCACAAUUAUUAUCGAGCUGGUCUUCUACAGGAUUUAGCAGUGAACACCGCCACCAAGGGCUACGACUACUAUGACACAAAUUCCCAGUUUCCAGAGCUUUGUUAUGGCCAUGUUGCAUGCAAUACUGAACUUUCACAGUCUGAAUGCGUUUACUGCUUACGAGUAUGUGAGGAGAUACUUGGCAAAUUGUGUUACUGGAGCCUCGGUUAUCAGGUUCAACUCGAGGAUCGUCGGCUUUGGAUCAAGCAAUACUAUUUUGACAACAAUUAG